GGUCCGUCCGCCCCGUUCCUUGCACCUUCCACCACCAUCCCCAAGAGUCAUCACCACCCAGCCAGCACCACCACUACACCCCUUCCUUUUAAACCCCCAUCUACUCAUCUACCACCCCUCCUCUUCCUCUCCAACUAGCAACUCUUCUAGCAUAGCACAAAAUGUCCAACUCUCUUGACGCUCUCAAGGCCACCGGCACCGUUGUCGUCUCCGACUCGGGCGAGUUCGAGUCCAUCGCCGCCUACAAGCCCCAGGACGCUACCACCAACCCCUCGCUCAUCCUCGCUGCCGCCAAGCUCCCGGCCUACGCCAAGAUCAUUGACGAUGCCGUUGCCUACGCCAAGAAGCAGCCUGGUGACCUCCAGGCCAAGGCCGACCUUGCUACCGACCGCCUCCUCGUCGAGUUCGGCAAGAACAUCCUCAACAUUGUCCCCGGCCGUGUCUCGACCGAGGUUGACGCCAAGUACUCGUUCGACACUGAGGCCACCAUCAAGAAGGCCCACGAGCUCAUUGCCCUCUACAAGGAGCAGGGCAUCCACUCGGACCGUGUCCUGAUCAAGAUUGCCUCGACCUGGGAGGGUAUCCAGGCCGCCAAGAAGCUCGAGGCUGAGGGCAUCCACUGCAACCUCACCCUCCUCUUCGGCUUCCCCCAGGCCGUUGCCGCCGCCGAGGCCGGUGUCACCCUCAUCUCGCCCUUCGUCGGCCGUAUCCUCGACUGGUACAAGAAGAACACCGGCCAGGAGUACACUGCCGAGACCGACCCCGGAGUCAUCUCGGUCCGCAACAUCUACACCUACUACAAGCAGCACGGCUACAAGACCAUUGUCAUGGGUGCCUCGUUCCGCAACGUUGGCGAGAUCAAGGCCCUUGCCGGUGUCGACUACCUCACCAUUGCCCCCAAGCUCCUCGAGGAGCUCAAGUCGUCCAACGACCCCGUCCCCAAGCUCCUCUCGAUCGAGAAGGCUGGUGCCGAGGACCCCGUCGAGAAGGUUUCGUACAUCAACGACGAGCCCUCGUUCCGCUGGGACCUCUUCCAGGACCAGAUGGCCUUCGACAAGCUCCACGAGGGCAUCCGCGGCUUCGCCAAGGACGGCAACACCCUCAAGGAGCUCAUCACCGCCAAGCUCUCCGAGUAAGCGUAGCGCGCGCGCGCGUGUAUGCGGUCGUCGCGAGUUGUGCAGAGGCUUGCAGGCUCAUUGAGUAGCAGUAGUAGCAGUUGGCAGUAGUAGACAAAAUCAUCGCAAAUUCAGCAGGAGUACUAGACUCCUGUAGCUAAUGCAGCGUUGUGACAUAAGA
This is a messenger RNA of Vanrija pseudolonga, 1296 nucleotides long. RefSeq names its product Transaldolase (gene tal1). The coding region runs from base 162 to 1136 and encodes 324 amino acids. Gene Ontology annotation, molecular function: transaldolase activity. Gene Ontology annotation, biological process: carbohydrate metabolic process; pentose-phosphate shunt; pentose-phosphate shunt, non-oxidative branch. The transcript has 4 exons. Gene Ontology annotation, cellular component: cytoplasm; intracellular anatomical structure. The record is from RefSeq and is a predicted model, not a curated record. NCBI's taxonomy places the organism in Eukaryota, Fungi, Basidiomycota, Tremellomycetes, Trichosporonales, Trichosporonaceae.